CAGCCAAUCAGGAAGCACUUGUAUGCCCCGACUUCCGUGUUCAAGACAAGCGCCAUUAUUCUAAACAAAGAAUUACACCACCUGAAAAACAAUAUUUACAUUUUACUUUGGUCUCUACUUCAUUAACCGGCCGUACGCCUUUUCUGCUUCUACAAAAAGACACGGCAACAUGGAGUUUAACGAGACCAUCCUCCUGGAACGCGAAGACAGCGGUGUCAAGCUGUUCGGACCCGGACAAUGGGCAACCUUUCACUGCAAGCAGUGCAACACGGUGUUAGGAGACUCCUUGUCUGUAUGCGGGGAGCUCACAUGCUUGGGUUUCAUUUUAUGCUGCAGAGUCACCAGUUGUGUGGAAGUGGGUCGUGAAAUGGAGUGUGGACAUAAAGGAGAAUUGGCUAACUGCAUCUUCAGCUCCCUGACAUGCAGCGAGUGCGGCUGCACGGUGGGCAAGGUGGUGCAUGCAGCGCCGCCGAGUCUGGCCGCGGUGCGCUCCCUCUUCCUCCUCCAAAAGGGGCUCAUCAAAUGUUAUGUGUUAGACAGCCGCUCUAUGGUGAAAGCGUCGGCCGUGUCCUUUGAGAUGAAGUCUCUCAUGGAAAGCGUCAAGGAGCUGCGGAGUGCAUAGGUCGUACACCUCGGUGAACAAAGUAAGGAUCUUUUCCAUUUGGGGAUGCUACAACAUGCUUGCUACUGUACUAACACAUUCCCCUUCACGCGCAGUCAAAUGACACACUUGUGGAUUAUUGCAUGCAUUACAAACAUGUCCGAGGAAAAAAAACAAACAUGCAUUGUUUUUUUAAACUCCCUACUGAAUUUUAACAUGAUGUCAUAAGUCCCCAAAAGGAAGGGUUAAGAAAUAUACUACAUAAACUGGAUAUGGUGGUUGACAGUGCAAGUAGUGCUAUGAAAACACAUUUGGACUUUCAGCGUGUAAAAAUGCUACAAGUAUCAUACAAUUAAAUCAAUUUUGUGUAUUGAUCAAGAAAAAAAAAAGAUGACCAGCAGAAUCCAAUCUCAAAACAAA
This is a messenger RNA of Syngnathus typhle (broad-nosed pipefish), 1021 nucleotides long. RefSeq names its product opa interacting protein 5 (gene oip5). The transcript is spliced from 5 exons. Gene Ontology annotation, cellular component: nucleus; chromatin; chromosome, centromeric region. Gene Ontology annotation, biological process: chromosome segregation; CENP-A containing chromatin assembly. NCBI's taxonomy places the organism in Eukaryota, Metazoa, Chordata, Actinopteri, Syngnathiformes, Syngnathidae. The record is from RefSeq and is a predicted model, not a curated record. The coding region runs from base 170 to 622 and encodes 150 amino acids.